UCUCAGCUGAAUUGAACAAACUUUGUUUUUGCUCCGUAACUGAAGAAGCAUCAUCAUCAGCAGAUAAGGGACAAAGCUCCUUCUUCCCUCCCUGCCUCUCACUCCAAAUUGGCAACUUCAAAAAACCUACCAUGCUUUCUGUAACAGCAAACACUCUCAAACCCUUCUCUUCUUUCAACCCCAACACCAACACCAAUCUCUUAUUAUUCCCCACUUCCUUCCUCAACCCACACCCACCACCCCUCCUCUAUCCUAAACCUUCUUCUCUAAAGCCCAUCUCUGCCACUCUAACUCCCUCCUCAAGCUCCCAACAGCAGCAAGUGUACCAGCCAUUCCGCCCACCCCCAUCUACAGUCCCCGCCAAGUUCCGCUCCCUAGACACCAAUGGCCGCCUCGAAAUCCUCUCAAAUCGCCUCGGCCUCUGGUACGAAUUCGCCCCUCUAAUCCCGUCCUUACUCCAAGAAGGCUUCACGCCUCCCACCAUCGAAGAGGUUACUGGGAUUUCCGGGAUUGAGCAGAACCGCCUGGUGGUUGCGGCUCAGGUAAGAGACUCUUUAGUCCAAUCCAAGACUGACCCACAAAUUCUUGCGGAAUUUGACACCGGGGGUUCCGAGUUGCUGUAUGAAAUUCGGCUCCUGAGUGCCCAGCAGCGUGCAGCUGCAGCCUGUUACAUAAUUGAGAACAAGCUUGAUGCUUUGGGCACCCAGGACCUGGCCCGUUCUAUGAAGGACUUUCCUCGCAGGCGAGGAGAUAAAGGGUGGGAGAGCUUUGAUUAUGCUCACCCUGGAGAUUGUCUAGGCUUUAUGUAUUAUAGGCAGGCUAGGGAGCACAAGAACCCCUCUGAACCCAGAACUGCUGCUUUAGAGCAGGCUCUGAAAGUUGCAGGGACUGAUAAGGCCAAAAAAAUAAUUUUGACAGAUUUGGAGGGGGAGACUGAUGAGAAAGAAGGGAGAGAAGGGGAUGUUAUAGUUGCGGUUCGGGUUCCAGUUGUGAGAUUGAAGUUUGGGGAGGUGGCAGAGUCCAGUAAAGUUGUGAUUUUGCCGGUUUGUAGGGCAGAGGAGAAGGAUAAGGAGGUGUUGGAGGCACCGUGGGAAUGUAGUGGUGAGGGAGAGUUUGGCGUGGUGGUGGCAGACAAGGGGUGGAAGAGGUGGGUGGUGUUGCCGGGAUGGGAGCCGGUGGUAGGUUUAGGAAAGGGGGGAGUGGUGGUGUCGUUUAGUGACGCGAGGGUUUUGCCUUGGAAGGUGAAUAGGUGGUACAAGGAGGAGCCUAUACUGGUGGUGGCUGAUAGGAGCAAGAAGGAGGUGGCCGCUGAUGAUGGAAUUUAUUUGGCAGCAGUUGAGGGUGGGGGUUUGGGGUUUAAGGUUGUGAGGGGAUCAGCAUUAAAGGAAACUGGUGUGAAGGAGAGUUUAGGGACGGUGGUGAUGAUAGUGAGGCCACCAAGAGAUGACACAGACGAUCAAUUGAGCGAAGAGGAUUGGGAGUAAAAGUAGAAGAGUGUGGUCAUUGUAUUGUAUAUCACUCUUUGUUACGAUUGAGAUUUAUAAAAAAUUUCAGUAAUGUUGGAAACUUGAGAUGCGGUUUUGUUAGAUGCCCCUCUACAAGGGGUUUUUACC
Molecule: messenger RNA, 1613 nt
Organism: Prunus avium (sweet cherry)
Lineage: Eukaryota; Viridiplantae; Streptophyta; Magnoliopsida; Rosales; Rosaceae
Product: rubisco accumulation factor 1.1, chloroplastic
Cellular component (GO): chloroplast
Source: RefSeq, a predicted model, not a curated record